Gadus macrocephalus (Pacific cod) is the source of this 3517-nucleotide messenger RNA. RefSeq names its product engrailed homeobox 1a (gene en1a). Gene Ontology annotation, cellular component: nucleus. The record is from RefSeq and is a predicted model, not a curated record. Gene Ontology annotation, molecular function: RNA polymerase II cis-regulatory region sequence-specific DNA binding; DNA-binding transcription factor activity, RNA polymerase II-specific. The coding region runs from base 333 to 1178 and encodes 281 amino acids. Gene Ontology annotation, biological process: neuron differentiation; regulation of transcription by RNA polymerase II; multicellular organism development. NCBI's taxonomy places the organism in Eukaryota, Metazoa, Chordata, Actinopteri, Gadiformes, Gadidae. The transcript is spliced from 2 exons.
UGUGUGUUGGGGGGGGGGGGGGGGGGGGGGGGGGGCUGAGUGAUGUGAAGGCUUGGGGAACAUCUCGCUGUCAUACAGCGGUGCUGAACGGCACGGGGAGCGAGCAGAGCGCGCGGUUCCGUGGUCGGUGUUUAGUGAAGUCGACGAUAUGACACAGCGGCGCAACACGCACGCGGGAUGUCACCAGUUUAAAACACAAAAAUAAUGCAUCAUAAUAUUCAGAUGGGAAAAUAACUAGUUUCAGUUAUCGAGCCAUCGCGGUUUGUAGAAUUAUUAUUGGAUACAACUGCAGCCCAACAAGUGGACGUGGACUUGGAGCGUCUCGAGCCGUGAUGGAGGAGCCGCGGGACGCUAACAGUCCGGAUAGCAGCGGAGCAGAGAGCCCCUCUCCCAGCCUCCCUUCGCCGCCGAUCCUGCCGCUCCAGGCCGCCCAGCAGGCCCACAGGACCACCAACUUCUUCAUCGACAACAUCUUGAGGCCGGACUUCGGCUGCAAGAAGGAGCUCGCGAGGGAACGGGCUCAGAGCUCGAGCCGGGAACGGGGGGGUCUCCCGGUGGUCCGACCCACCCACCCGGGCACGCCUUGCCAGGACUCCAACUGCAGUAGUGACAGCACCUCGUCGUCCUCCGCUGCCUCGUCCCUCGCGCUGUCGCCAAGCCCCAAGAAAAGCUCGAGCUCCGCGGCGGAGGACGGCUCGGGUGGCGGGGGGGGCGGCGCGAAGUUCGGGGACACAACGUCCUCCUCCUCGGUGGUCCUGAACGGGACCGGCGGCAGCACGACCCCCACGCCCGAGACGCAGCCGCUGCUGUGGCCCGCGUGGGUCUACUGCACGCGCUACUCGGACAGGCCGUCAUCUGGUCCAAGGACACGGAAAUUGAAAAAGACGAAAAACGAGAAGGAGGACAAGCGACCCCGGACGGCGUUCACGGCCGAGCAGCUGCAGCGGCUGAAGACCGAGUUCCAGGCCAACCGCUACAUCACGGAGCAGAGGAGGCAGUCUCUGGCCCAGGAGCUCAGCCUCAACGAGUCGCAGAUCAAGAUCUGGUUCCAGAACAAGAGAGCUAAAAUUAAAAAGGCGAGCGGCUUCAAGAACGGCCUGGCGCUCCAACUCAUGGCGCAAGGAUUAUACAACCACUCCACGACCACCAUUCAGGAAGACAAGGAGGAGAGCGACUAGUUUGUUUAUCUGACAAUGAUACAAGAAUCCCAGCCCUUGAAAUCACAUUUUAUGAACAGUAGAAGUACUGCGGGCCUAUAGUGAUCAUCCGGGUUGCUGUUAUGAAGAGGUCUCCGUUCAUUAGGCCUCGACUCGCGUGGACUUCAAUUAGGUGUGAAUUGGGUAAAACGUCUGCCCAUAGGCGACCGCACACGCGCGGCGCGGUGGAAGAUCCCUCGCCAAUUAUGGGACUGUGUACAUUGUAUAUAUCUAAUUUAAUUAACAGUAUGGGAGAGACGUCUCACGCCAUACUACCUUUGAAAAAAGGGUUGAAUAUCUUAUAGGUCUACUGUUUCGUGAACUCGUGAACAAACUGACUAAUGGGACUUGUGUGACCUGACACCACAAACCAAAGAUUUUAUUGGAAAACAAAGCCUGGAAAAAAGGACCUUUUGAUGAUCUCGUUUAGCCGAUUCCUCCUUCUUGAGUUAGGAGUUGGCGUAACAAUCAGCACUGAAGCCCCCCCCCACACACACACACACACACACACACACACACACACACACACACACACACACACACACACACACACACACACACACACACACACACACACACACACACACACACACACACACACUAACAUACCCACACAAUACACACACACCCUCCAAAUCAACUCCUAUCUAUAAUCAUAUAUUGGCUUUUCGUUUGUUGAUGCGAGCCUCCAACAGGCCGAUCGAGCACCCGGGGGCCCGAGGCCCGAGAGAAUAAAACAAAUCGUCUGGACGCUCUGACGUUGCAUUCCACAAGUGUUUGGCAGCGAAGAUACGAGAGCGCGUUCAUACCAGGAGCGCGCGGUGUUGGUGAACGAUGUGCAACGCACCCUGUCCUGAUCUCCAGAGAGGGAGACGUUCGGAUUGGUUUGACCAGUCGCAGGGGGCUCCUUAAAAACCUUCGAUAGGCUAUUGGUCCCAUCCAGUAGCAGGCCCCUCUCUGAUGAAACCACAUGGCCGUCCCCAGAGAGAAGGACCCUCCUCAUAGGCCUGUAUGUCUCAUGUGUAGUUGGUGCCUUCGUUAUAACUGGCGCUGAAACAUGUUGGGGGAACACCGCCACCCCAUCACUAACCCCCACAAUCUGAUGUGCAAAACAUCACGUGCGUCCUUUAUUGUGACGACCCGUUUAUUUUUAAAGUCCCGGCCUGUUCCUCGGGGGCCACAUAGGUACUCUGUCCUCGGUAGACGGCGUCACGACAGCCGAUAUCUGAAGAUGGUGCGGGAAGAAUAUAUGAUGUACAUUUUAACCAUGUUUCCAAAUAAAACACUUUUAUAUUGAAAAAAUAGGAAACAUGCGGAUGGGCUGUUUUUUUCUCUCUCUCUGUCUUCCAGAGUUGAAAGAGCCCCGCGCGCUCUUUCAGUUCUGAUCUAUUUUAAUUAAGAACCGGGGUGUGCACGCGGGGCGCGCCCCUGUGUUCUUCUAUUUGGGUUCGCAGCUCGUUGGUUCAGUGAGUGGGACAACUGAAUCCAUAUUCAUGUAAAAAAAUAAAUAAUCUGAAAUGCAGGGGAUUUAUCCAGCGAGACGCAGCGAUAUCUGGGCUGUUGAAAAGGUUGCAGAGCAUGAAAUUGCCUCGCAGUGCACUCCGUCUCUCCUGUGUUCACUCAUUUCAUCCGACUCUGUAAAUGUCGAAAUAUAGCACAUAAUAACAUGAUAGUAUCCUGCUUUCUCUCUCCCGGUAUCAAAGACAGCACGGCUGUCGCGCACGUGAACCGGUGCACGGACAGAAGGUCGCGAGGUUACGCGCGCAACCGAUCUCAAGGUCACGGAGAGGCCUGUGCGGUCAACAUUAAGACCGAUAGAAAACUCGUUUAAAUACAUCCAUUAUAUCCCUUUUUAACAAUAAUUGUAAGGUUUGAAGCGAUGAGUAGGCUAUAUUAUUAUGUCCAGUCUUGUCGUGUUUUAGGUCAGUUGUCAAAUAUCCGAUCAGGAAGUAAAUUUGUUAGGCUAUUAGUCAUCACAUCUGACCACAAUAGGUUAUAAUGUAUACACAAAUAGUUUCACUAUUGCAAUAUCGUAAUUUUUUAAGCUGACUUUAUAAAAUAAAUAUUUGUUUGCAAUAUUGAUCAAAAACCACAGAAACCAAUAACAUGAUCAUCUUUUAUUGGAAGUCUUUUAAAUGUUUAAUAUUGGCCUUGUGUGUGUGUGUGUGUGUGUGUGUGUGUGUGUGUGUGUGUGUGUGUGUGUGUGUGUGUGUGUGUGUGUGUGUGUGUGUGUGUGUGUGUGUGUGUGUGUGUGUGUGUGUGUGUGUGUGUGUGUGUUUGAGAGAGAGAGAGAGAGAGAGAGAGAGAGAGAGAGAGAGAGA